ACAGAACUGGCCCUGUUGUAAUUUUGCCUUUCUCCGCCCCCUGCAUCACUCUUCACCCCUCAACAUGGAUGCCUCCAAUCUGGCUGAUCAAUCAGAGAGUCCUAUUACUCCGUUACUAUCAACCGAUGUCGGUGACCAGAUCGAGCUAGCAGAUCAAACCACCGUCCAAGAAGCUACAAAAUUAGAAGGCAACAAUAGUACAGUUUUAAUAAGUAGCAUGGAUCCUGAUGUUUUCAACGCUGCAAAACAAGGCAAUCUCGAUGUCCUUAAGGAACAAGGCAAGAAUCUGGACAGAAUGUUGACUGCAACCAAGAACACAGUCCUUCAUAUCUAUACAGCAUGCUAUAGGCACCCAACGUACAAAGAAUCUGAGUAUGAGAUACUCAAGUCAACGAACACUGUGGACGGUAUCCUUAAAAUGUGUCCAGCAUUACUAUGGCAGCAGAACGAGAGUGGUGAUACUGCCCUACACAUUGCGGCAAGAUAUGGGCGUGCUGGUAUAGUUAGAGCUCUCCUCCUAGCUACAAAAACUUAUUAUCAAGGCGACCUUGAGCAAGGCUGUGCGAUCUCAUCAGAAGAUGCCGCCUUGCAGGAGCAAAAACUCAUCAGGAAAACCAACAACAAGAAGAACACAGCGCUGCACGAAGCUGUACGCUUUAAUUACUUUGGUGUGGAAAAAGAUGCCAAAUGA
This is a messenger RNA of Malus domestica (apple), 691 nucleotides long. Lineage: Eukaryota; Viridiplantae; Streptophyta; Magnoliopsida; Rosales; Rosaceae. The record is from RefSeq and is a predicted model, not a curated record.